AUGUUUGUAAACAUAUUUUAUCAGUUAAUUGAUAUCGUCAAAACCAAUUUCUUUACGAUCGUGCUUUUGACUAUUUUUACCAAUGUAAUCCAAUAUUACAUUAAUUAUUUUAAUCGACCCUCAAAAAUUCCUGGUCCACUUCCUUUACCAAUUAUUGGAAAUUUUCAUCAAAUUGGCGCAAAUUUUACAGUAUCAUUAAAAAGAUUGCAUGAAAAAUAUGGAGACUUUUAUGAAUUUUAUACGGGAAGCACACAUAAUAUUGUUAUUAGUAGACCUGAUUUAGUCGAAAAAGUGUGGGGACCUGUGUCUCUUAAAAAUACGAAAUUCAUUUUGCGUACUUCAUAUAGUGAAGGUUUAAAUGAGCUUGGUGUAGGUACAAAAGGAAUGGUAUUCAAUCGUAAUAUUGAAGGUUGGGUUCUCAAUAGAAGAUUUAUGAAUACUAUUUCUGCACCUUCAUUUUUACGUGAAUCAAUCAAUUUAUCAAAUAAAGUUAUUGAUCAAGUGUUUGAAUAUUGGAAAAUCAUUAAUAAAGAAGGAAUGCAAAUUGACGUUUGUGAGUGGUUAAAUACUGUGGGUGCUGAUGUCGUUUCAACAACUGCAACCGGAAAAAGUGUGGCAGCAACAACUAAAUUAUUUAAUUCAUUAAAUAUUGAGAAUAAAAAAUCUUUACAAGGAAUUUGGGAAAAUGGCGUAAAAUUCUGUCAAUCAAUUCAUUUGUAUAAUGAAUCAAUGGCAUUUAUGAUGUUAAUUCCAGCGAAGCUUCGAAGAAAUUUACCAUUUAUUAGCUCUAUUAAUAAAAAAUAUUUGGAUAAUAGGGAUUGGAUAUAUAAGGAAUUGGACAGAGUCGUUUCCGAAAAGCAAAAAGAAAUCGAGAAUACACCUCUUAGUCAGCAUCUUAAGCCAAAUAUUUUAACUCUAUUACUUACAACAAAUACGGAAAGAGAUUUGGACAAAAUUUCUGUCGGAAAAUUUGAAAGACCUUUAACAAAAGAUGAAGUAAUAUCAAUAAUACGUGAAGUAUUUACUGGUGGAUUAGAUACUACUUCAAGCACUUUAUCAAUCAUUAUGUUCUAUCUUGCUAAACAUCGAGAUGUCUAUUUGAAAAUGCGACAAGAAGUAUUAGAUGUUUAUGGCUCACUUAACAAUCCUGUACUUACAUUGGAAUCAUAUGGAAAACUCAAAUAUAUAGAAGCUGUUAUCUAUGAAAGUAUCCGCAUGUUUCCUACAGUAUCAAAUAUGCCUCGUACUGCAACCGAAGAUAUUGAAUUGGAUGGAUUUAUAAUUAAAGCUGAUACAACAGUUCAUACUGAUUUUCUCGUAUUAAAUCAUAAUCCUAAAUACUUUAAAGAUCCUGAAACUUUUAAUCCUGAUAGAUUCUUGACUGAUAAAGAAUCGAUUCUUAAAUACGUUUAUAUUCCUUUUGGGAAUGGUGUACGCGCAUGUCCUGGUCGAGCCUGGGCUAUGGUUCAAAUGAAAACUUUCUUGGUUAAACUUGUUUGUAUAUUUGAUAUAGAUUCAAAUGAUAAAAAUGAUGCUCCUAAGUUUUCUUAUCAUACUGUAAAUAGACCUGCAGAUAUAUACAUUAAUGUUAAGACCGAAAUUGUUAAUAUUUAA
Molecule: messenger RNA, 1614 nt
Organism: Racocetra fulgida
Lineage: Eukaryota; Fungi; Glomeromycota; Glomeromycetes; Diversisporales; Gigasporaceae
Source: the annotation of a GenBank genome assembly